This is a messenger RNA of Teleopsis dalmanni, 1798 nucleotides long. RefSeq lists its product as uncharacterized. NCBI's taxonomy places the organism in Eukaryota, Metazoa, Arthropoda, Insecta, Diptera, Diopsidae. The coding region runs from base 75 to 1721 and encodes 548 amino acids. The record is from RefSeq and is a predicted model, not a curated record. The transcript is spliced from 2 exons.
UUUGGCUUGUAAAAUUAAUUCAAAAUUAAAUGUACCGAAAAAACUAAUUAGGCAAUAUAAAAAUCUUUUUAAGAAUGGAUCAAUAUGCAGCAUCAACAAUACUAGAGGAUCAUGAAAAUAAAUACUCCUCUCUAUUGGCUGUGAGGCUCGUCAUCUCAAGUGGUGAAGGUUACUUUAUAAAAAAGUUGUCCUUCAAAAAGUGUACUAAACAAAUCACAGCCUCGAGAGAAGUGAAAAAAGCAAUCUUGCCAUUCAAAAAACCAGUUGAAAGAACAUCCGAUUCAAAUGCUUUGAAAACAGAAAUAAAAUUGAAUAUGUCAGAUGUUCCACCUAAGCUCCAUUCAUUCAUUUUUGUGUUCGACAAUGAAGACACGAGAUAUGAAUAUGUUACUUUAAACAAAUUGUUUAGAGGAAAGCAUAAUUCGUCAAGCAUUUUUGGGCAUAGCGAUAAAGGAUCUCUUUGCAGUUAUGAAAUUUCAGCUCACGAUGAUGUAGAUGUAUUAAGGCAUAUGUCUUAUUCUUUUCGAAAAGCCACGAAGACAAAGCGCGAUACAUUUAUUCCAUCCAAUAUGUGUGAGAACAAAGGAGAGGGUGACCAAAAGAAGACGGGUAGCCAUAAAAUCCUACUUUUUGAAGAAAAAGAGACUUAUGAACCCAGCUUUUGUUAUAAUGAUGAUAUGGUUAAGAAGAAGAAUGAUAAUCUAAUACCAUUUGUUGAAUUUGCAACUAAUGAAUACCAAUUUCCAACAAACCAAAAUGCGCUAUCAAUUAUUUGUGAAAAGUCAUGCGAUUUUGGUAACAAAUUUGAUGAAGAAUGUAUUCAAUUUACUUUGACUCUUACAAAUACUUUUAAUGAUAGCUUAACAGAAAUGUUUUCUGUAAGUCUUAAAGCUAGCAUGUCAGAAAAUAUUUGUUUUACAGAUCGAAUUAUAAAUAGUAAUGUUGAGCAAAGUAGUCUAAAUCAUCUCAUAUUAAAUAUUUUCAAAUAUCUCCAUAAUAAUCAGAGAUUACAAAUCCAAGACAAGUCAGCAGUGCAGCAUGAAUUACUUUCAACUUCAGGAAAACUUGAGGUUCGUAGCGCAACACUUCCUUGUAGUUUAAAAGCAGUAACUGGACUUCCUUAUUGGUCUAUAGACCAAACUGGAAAGGUUCGUAACACAACACUUGCGCGUAGUUUCAGAGCAGAAAUUGGACCACAAUAUUUGGCAAAAUACUUUAGUUCUAUGGUUAAAAAUUUGAACUUUGAUAAGCGGUUACUUGGAACGAAAGGUAGCAAAAGAAUGCUUCUUAACAUAGAGCUUAAACCAAAGCAACUAAAGGUGCAAGUAGAAAACAUCUUACUUGCUAGACCUGUCCAUUUUUUUGCUGGUACCGUAGAUAGAUAUGCUGACAUAACUCGUAUGUUGCGUGGCGAGACACCACAAAGGUGCCUGAAAGUUAAGCCUCCUAUGAUGUCUAGUUUAUCUGAAAAACGUAUGCUGAUAAAUAAAAGUAUUUGCAUGACUAAGACAAAUAAGUCUGAAUCGAAAAAAAAUGUAUGUCCUGCAACUUUGCCAAAAGAUUCAUGUUUAAAAUGCAAGGAAGUUGAAUCAAUAUCAGUUAAUAAAGAAAACUUAUUGGAAUCAGAGGGUCUACUUUUAAAAUUGAUUGGUACAAUGAAUUUGUGGUCGAUGCUAUUUUUGUUAAAAGCAAUGGUCGGUGCCUUCGCAUGUACAAAAUAAAAUAUUCGUGAAUUCUAUUUAAAUCAAUAGUUGAUACUUUCGAACAAAAAAGAACUAAUUGUAAUAAAAGUUACUAU